AUGGGCAAUCACACCACAGUGCACACAUUCCUUCUGUGGGGAUUUUCCAGUUUCCCACACCUGCAGAGUCUACUCUUUGUGGUGAUCUUCUUCUCCCAUGUGACCAUCCUGGCUGCAAAUGCGGCCAUCAUGGUGGCCAUCAGGCUCAGUCCCAACCUUCAUACCUCCAUACACUUCCUCCUCUUUGGCCUGUCCUUUUCAGAAACUUGUACCACCCUGGUGAUCAUCCCCCGCAUAUUAGUGGAUUUGUUAUCAGACAGCAAGACCAUAUCUCUUCCCGAGUGUGCCACACAGAUGUUGUUCUUCUUUGGCUUGUCAUCCAACAACUGCUUCAUCUUGGCUGCCAUGUCCUAUGACCACUGCACAACCAUCCACAACCAACUGCACUGUCACACCUUUAUAAUAAGAAAAAUCUGCUUUCAGCUCAUGGUGGCCUCUUGUAUUAUUGGGUUCCUAAUUUCUCUGUGCAUCAUUACCAUUGUAUUCAACUUGACUUUUUGUGACUCUUACAUCAUCCAGCAUUUCUUCUGUGACAUCUCACCUGUAGUCCACCUUGCUUGUGAUUAUGUUUUCCAUCAUGAAAUGAUUAUUUUUAUGCUCUCUGACUUUGUACUGCCCAGUAACUUGGUUUUAAUUAUAAUUUCCUAUGUCUUCAUUGUGUCCAUAAUUAUGAAAAUGUCUUCUGUAAUAGGGAGGUAUAAAACCUUCUCAAUCUUUUCUUCUCAUGUCACAGUUGUGUUUAUAUACUAUGGAUUUGCUUGCUUUGUCUACUUGAAGCCCAAGUACAGUGAUACCUUUGAAAACAUGCUGAUGGCUGUGAUAUACACAGUGCUAACAUCACUACUUAACCCCAUUGUUUACAGUCUAAGGAAUAAGGAAAUGCAGAUAGCCCUGAGGAAAGUUCUAGAGAGUAUCCAAAAGUUUACUUCCCGGGUGGUAAAUGAAAGAGGCCAAGACAUUGAAAAAAAUUUUGCCAAGGGUUGA
This is a messenger RNA of Ochotona princeps (American pika), 984 nucleotides long. Its product is annotated as olfactory receptor 10K1-like. Gene Ontology annotation, molecular function: G protein-coupled receptor activity; olfactory receptor activity. Gene Ontology annotation, cellular component: membrane. The record is from RefSeq and is a predicted model, not a curated record. Gene Ontology annotation, biological process: G protein-coupled receptor signaling pathway. NCBI's taxonomy places the organism in Eukaryota, Metazoa, Chordata, Mammalia, Lagomorpha, Ochotonidae.